AUGUUUACUUGCUGCUGUAAUAGUAGCAAAGAGGAACAGAUGAUCAGCUCACGCUUGAUCCGCGCUAUGUCUGAGCUGAGCCUGAGGCGCUAUGGAAGCAAUUGUUUUCCGUCACGGAACAAUAAAAAAGCAGGAUGAGUCAAAGGCUGAGUAAAAUGUCUGAGGAUGUUGUCUACUCGGAGGUCGUAUUUGUGAAGAAAAAUGAGGUUGACAAGAAUAAUCCAGAUCAGCGUCAAUUAGCUUCACAAAAGACCAAACCAUGUGGUUGUGACUGUGUUCGACUGUUUCUAAUGGCUCUGUGUGCUCUCCUCACGGUUGGACUGAUCGCGUUCAGCUUCCAAUAUGUAUAUACAGAGAAAAAGCUUAAAGAUCUCCAGCAGCUCCACUCUGCGCUGAAUGAGAAUUUCACAGCAUUUUCAGCUGUACUUCAAGACAUGCAUCGCUGGCAACAAAAUCAAUCUAAGGCUCUGAAUGGCAGUGCAUGUCCAAAGGAUUGGGAGUAUCAUGCAGGAAAAUGUUACCUCUUCUCUACAAACACACUGAAUUGGGCUGAGAGUCGAGACAGCUGUAUCACAGAUGGCGGUCAUCUGGUGAUCAUAAACAGCAAAAAUGAACAGGAGUUCCUGAUGAGAAUUAUACAGAUGGAAAAAACAGAGUUCUGGAUUGGCCUGACUGAUGGGAGGACAGAGGGUCAAUGGCUAUGGGUAGACAACACACAACUGGAAAAAUCUGAACAAAGGUACUGGUAUGGAAAUGAACCAGAUGACUGGAAAGGAUAUGAAGGAAAGGAUGAAAAAGGAGAGGACUGUGUUAUUAUCAAACCAGAGUUCCCUCAUCUUCAUAGCUGGUUUGAUGCAUUCUGCAGAAAAUUAUCCAGAAGAAUAUGUGAGACCAGAUCAUCCAGACAAACUUAGCGGCCAUGAAAGCAAUGUAUGGCAUUGGAUUUUUUUGGAAAAUGUGUAUAUCUAUCUAUUUAGGGGCCCUUAAGCCCCUGUUGCUUUUGUUCUGACAUCUUUAUUUCUUCUGACUAAGAGUCUGUGCAGACAGCUUUGUGGUGUCCUAUUCAAACCCACUUCUGCUUGUAAGUUUUGAGGACUUGAGACCUUCAUGCAAAGUUCAGUGAAAUCAGUGAAUUUGAAUCUCAGCUCUUUGAAUUGGCCAUUUUGAAUUUUGAAAAUAGUUCACUGCUCUUAUUACAAAUUGCUUCAUCAAAGCUGGCAAGCUUCCAUUCAACCUGACGUCUGUCUAAGACAUUAAGAUUGGUGAUAUUCCAAAUCAUUUUUGUUCUGGAUGUUUUCUAACAACUGAAAUUAUCUAGCGUCUAUAACACAAGACCAUAGGGAAGAAAAACAAACAAAAAUGUGUUGAGUGACAACCUGCCCAGUGUUACAUGGUGCCAUCUCAAGGGGUAACUUACCAUAAGUUAAUAUGUAAAUGAUUUAAUUUCAAAUACAAAUAUUCACAUAAAUGUAAAAAAUAAAAUGUAAAUGCACAAUUUACACAACCCAUUUCUGUAUCUUGUGCCACAUUAUUCUCGAUCAUUUUCCAUAAACUAGCCAGGAAAAGGUUUAAUAAUCAGAAUGUGCACUAAAAUAUGCUGUGUUAAGAACAACCCAGUUUGGGUUGAAAAUGGACAAUCCCAGCAGUUGGGUUAAAUGUUUGCCCAAAAUGCUGGGUAGUUUUAUUUAACUCAACUAUCGUUUAAAAAUGACUGUAUUGCUUGCUUAAAAUGAACCCAAAAUAUGUUGGAAAUUAACAUUUAUUACUAUGUUUAAUAAAUAUACUUUUAAUAAUAAGUUUAAUGAAUAAUUAAUAAGCAUUUAUUAAAUUGCCUAUUAAUAAAUGUUCACCUUUUGAUUAUUAUCAUUGCCUCUAGUAAUCGUGUGUCUGAUUUUUAAUUUAAUUUUGGGUUCAUUUUAAGCCAGAUAUAUAGUAAUUUUUAAACAAUAGUUGAGUUAAAUAAAACUGACCAGCACAUUGGGCAAACAUUUAACCCAACCGCUGGGUUUGUCCAUUUUCAACCCAGCAUUUUUUUUUUUUUUUUUUUAAGAAUGUAUGUUGCACAAGUUUCAACGUUAUGAAAUAAUACUUCGAUUCAGAUGCAAAGCUCACUGUCAUUAAGCCUGGAUGAGCUGAGCUACCAUUGUAGGAAAGGUCACAGAAAAAUUGGCCAUAAAUUAAAUGAAGGAUUAUAUGCAUGACAAAAUGUUUGAUAUUUUACACCUGGAUAUAUAUGUGCUUCUGCAAAAAAUGUAUUUGUCCUGCUAUGUAUUAAAUUAAUUGCAAGAAACAGUUAAUUUUUUUUUUUCAUUGCAAUCCUCAAUCAAUCAUAGGCAGCUUUAGCUUUUCAUUUUUUCUAAAUAUAUGGUCACAUGACAUUGUGCAGUUAUGGUUAUAAAUACAUAAAAUUAUUUUUUAAAAUCACCAGUGAUAAACAGAACUUAAAACAUUUAUAUUACUGAUGUGCUUGGCCACACAAUCUGAGACUGGAAUAAGUGAAGUGUGUAUGCACCAUGCGUUUCUGUGCAAAAUGCAAGUGAAAAGAGUUGAUUUUUGUAUCUCUCAAGAAAAUAAAGAUGAUAGACUUGCAGAA
This is a messenger RNA of Ctenopharyngodon idella (grass carp), 2593 nucleotides long. RefSeq names its product immune-related, lectin-like receptor 4 (gene illr4). The coding region runs from base 135 to 914 and encodes 259 amino acids. The record is from RefSeq and is a predicted model, not a curated record. Lineage: Eukaryota; Metazoa; Chordata; Actinopteri; Cypriniformes; Xenocyprididae. The transcript has 8 exons.